Molecule: messenger RNA, 534 nt
Organism: Sclerotinia sclerotiorum 1980 UF-70
Lineage: Eukaryota; Fungi; Ascomycota; Leotiomycetes; Helotiales; Sclerotiniaceae
Exons: 2
Coding region: 1-534 (177 amino acids)
Source: RefSeq, a predicted model, not a curated record
AUGAAUAGUUUUGUUGAACAUAUGAUUCGGGGAUUCCUCAGGGAUGUCGGGAAGUUUCCUCUGAUAAAACUAGGCAAUAGCGGAUGCUUUUGUUGCACAUCUGAAACAAUAAGCAGUUGUUUGUACGCAAUUAAUUUCUCACUUGUCCCUUCCUUCUGUGCGCAGUCACCUUUAUUGGGUGUACAUUACGGCCCUUUGGUUAUGCAGGCUAUUACUGAAGGUACAACAAGGAUUUGGAACUACAGCAUGGGACAUAUUACCAUUGAAAGUAAACUAAUGGUGUGGAGAUUUUCAGUCAUGCAGAGUGCUGAUAAAAACGAAGAAGCAUCAUCUCCUCCAGAAAGAAUGUUAUUAGGAAAUAACCCUUUAGGGACUAUUCAAACAUGCUUUACUGCCUCAAAUGGUUAUAAUCGGUCAUCAUUAUUCAGACGUUUGACCCGGAGCGGUUCCCUAGGUUCACCUAGCUCCAAACCAAUAAUGGCCGCUGCUACGGUGAAUACAACAGGUAACCACAAAAAGCACAGGGAGUAUUAG